Hemibagrus wyckioides is the source of this 5492-nucleotide messenger RNA. RefSeq names its product forkhead box O4 (gene foxo4). Gene Ontology annotation, cellular component: nucleus. NCBI's taxonomy places the organism in Eukaryota, Metazoa, Chordata, Actinopteri, Siluriformes, Bagridae. The transcript is spliced from 3 exons. The record is from RefSeq and is a predicted model, not a curated record. Gene Ontology annotation, molecular function: DNA-binding transcription factor activity, RNA polymerase II-specific; RNA polymerase II cis-regulatory region sequence-specific DNA binding. Bases 1685 to 3583 code for a protein of 632 amino acids. Gene Ontology annotation, biological process: regulation of transcription by RNA polymerase II.
GUUGGCUGGCAGUGGUAAACAGACGUCAGAAGGGAGUCUUCGCCUCGAGUCAAAACAAAACAAAACAAGAUCCAUACGAUGAAUGACUUUGAAUAUCAGAAUCGGGCACACGACGGAAAGGAUUGAACCCUAACUACAGCGGAAAAACAGCUUCCAUGAGAAAAUCUGCUUUCUUCCACUUUUAAAAGAGGGAUUUUUUUAACUAACCGGAGGAGUUAGCCAACUAGGUGGCUACCUAGUUUGUUCUCACGUUAAAAGUCUGGUGUCGAGUUUUGUCCGGAGCGACGAGUUUGUGACGACGGAAGUCAAGAUGCGGGGUUGAGUUCUUGCACUUUCGGAUUACAAGAAGUACGAAAAUUUCGCCUGGAAUUAGCGAAGUGUGUACGGACGCUUUCGGCGUAGUUGCCGCGCAAGCAUCGUGUGUGUGUGUGUGUGUGUGUGUGUGUGCGUGAGAGGGAGAGAGAUAGAGUGUGUGUGGAGGAACAUGGCAGAUGGUGACACGCGCCUACACACAGCGUGUCGGAGCGGACACACUUGAACGAGAAUAACACGGACUGGUUUAUUUCCAUUCCUCCAACAGAUAAACAUAAUCAGGACUAACUAGUUCAUAUAACCAAUAGUGUGGAAAGGUUGGACUAUUAAAAUUGCCUACUCAACACGUUUACUAGGCGACGCUAGCUGUGUGGCGGGGAUCUGGGUGGAAGAAUCAGUAUAGUACAAAUAACCUCCUACUGAUCUCAUCAUAUAAACUGAUAUCUGACUUCAGUGAAAUGGAGUGUGGUGUGAAGUGACAGAUGACUGGCUGAUUUUGAUGGACAUGAUGUUGCGCGUAAAACUAUUACCCUUUAACAAGCUCUUCCUCACCGCUAAUGUACGGUAUUUUACUUUAAACAGCAUGUCAUUGCGGUCAUAGUUUAAUGACAGCGACCACAGUUUAUCACAAUAGAUUUUAAAACAUUGUCUAUUAUUAUAGUAAUGACUUGAUUGAUAGUAACUGAUCUCAUUUGUUGAUGAUACCUGGUCGGUUCAGGUGCGCGUUUAAUAAUCUAAUAUAACUUUACUAUUUACUGAAUUAUUUUCUUUCCCUCCUUCAUUACGCUUUCCUAUCUCUUGUCAUUAACCUUAGUCUUUAAACUCUAGAGAUGAUUUAGUCUUUCUAGUAUUUGUCUCUCUUUCUUAUUAUUAUUUAAACCUCAUCCCUGACAGUCAGCUCGUUUUAAUGUAUUCAGUACAGUUUGUCAUGUGAAUUUCCUUUGUUCUUUAUGUAAACAAAGAGACCCUCCGUGUCAGUGGGAAGGUUUAUGAUAGUAACUAUUAAGGAGAUUAUUUGGCCCCUUUAAUCUCCAAUCUGAGGAUUAAACGGCGCUGUGGAUAUACAUAUAUAUAUAUUUAUAUCUAUUGGUGCGCACGGAUUAUUACGUCCCUGCUCAAUCCGCCGCAAAAAAAAAAAAUCAAGUCUUCUGAAAUUAUUAUUGUUAUUAUUUUUAAAACAAAUAUCCAUACAAAUCAGCUAAACUACAAGUAUACCAUCCGCAUAAUCUUUAACGAUCAAACAGCGUUAUUAAGUGAAAUCUAAACUUAGGCUGCUGUACAGUUGUAGUAGAGAACAAAAAUAGCAGGUUGUUAUUUUCAGAGCGUAAUCUGUCAGACUCUCCUCCUGAAAUUGGAGUAAUUGCUCUGCACAAUGGAGACGGACAAGGCACCCCCGAUUGACCCAGAUUUCGAGCCGCAGAGCAGACCGAGGUCUUGCACAUGGCCGCUGCCUCGGCCCGACAUCUCAGCUGUCAAAGUAGAGGGGCCAGACGGCACCGGGUCCGCCGCGGGAACCCCGCCUGCCGAGGAAGAGAAACAGGAGCCUCAGCCAAUCGUAUCCGAGCCCGAAAAAUCCGCCGCUUCGGAGGGAGGAGCGCUAUCGGGAGUGGGCGGGGCCGCACCUCGAAAGGGUUCAUCACGGCGCAACGCGUGGGGGAAUCAGUCCUACGCUGAUCUGAUAAGCCAAGCGAUAGAGAACUCUCCGGAGAAAAGACUCACUCUGGCACAAAUCUAUGACUGGAUGGUCAAAACAGUGCCGUAUUUUAAGGAUAAAGGUGACAGCAACAGUUCUGCUGGAUGGAAGAACUCAAUUCGUCACAAUUUGUCCCUCCACAACAAGUUUUUGAGAGUACACAAUGAAUCUACUGGAAAGAGCUCCUGGUGGAUGCUUAAUCCUGAAGGGGGCAAGACUGGGAAAGCCCCUCGGCGUCGUGCUACCUCCAUGGACAAUAGCACUAAAUUGCUCAAAAGUCGCAUGCGGGCAAAGCAGACCAAGAAGCAAGCAGCAGCAGGUGGUGUUGGUGGUCCUGGCAGUGCCAUACAGGGUGAGGGAGUGUCUGGGGCAGGGAGUGCAGACAGUCCUGGCCCUCCAGGACAGUUUGGAAAGUGGGGAGUGAACAGUAGCAGCCCAUCAUCACGGGGUAGCUUGGAUGACCAAGACAUGUGGACAACCUUCAGACCACGCACCAGCUCAAAUGCCAGCACUUUGAGUGGCAGGCACUCUCCAAUUCCCCCAGUGAAAGAAGAUGAAGAUGACUUGCCUGAAGAUGGACUUCUGAGCGGGUAUCCCACUAGCAGUCUUCCACCUACCCUUACUGAGACCCUAAUGGAGGAACUGGACCUAAUCGAUGGUCUUACCUUAAUUACAUCACAGCAAGGCGGUGCGAGCCCGAGCACAGCACCGCAAGCCCCACCUACUCCACUGCCAUCUGCUUCUACCCUUCUGCCCCGUGGGCCUAAUUUUACUCCAUUUCGUAAGAUGCAGCCAGUGAAGGGCUCUCAAGGACCAUCUCAACCAGGGUCACAGAGCUCUGUUCAGCAGGCCGGGGAGCCCAACACAAGCCUAUCAAGCUUUGGAAACUCCCUCUUUAACCCUUUGCCUGGUCCAGGAUCUCGAAGUAGUUUCGGCACCCAUGUGCCGUCCAGUCUCGAGGCACUCCUCACCUCUGACUCACCCCCACCAGCUGAUAUAUUGAUGACGCAAGUUGACCCUCUGAUGCCCAGCCAGGGAGGUGCUAAUCUCUUGGGCCUCGGGGAUCCCAUGUCUGGCAACCAGACAAAGGCUGGUCAGAUGAUGUUGGGCAAGACUAUGGAACCUAGACCAGUGCCGCAAAUGACCCUUCAGCCUCAAUCCCAGCUACAGCCCCAGCAGCACCAGCAGCAAUCUCAGAUGGGCUUUGGCAUGAUGCUGUCUGGCAUGGGCCAGGAACUCCCACAGCUAGCAGCCAUGAAGACCCAGCAUCAAAUGCCAAGCGGAGGGCUAGUUCAACAUGGAGCUAUUCCUUCUGCAGCUGGGAAUGGAGGAAUUCAGGGCAUAAGCCAAUAUGGGACACCAGCUUGCUUUCUGCCCUCUCAGGAUCGUCUGCCCACAGACUUAGAUAUUGAAAUGUUUACAGAGAACCUGGACUGUGAUGUUGAUUACAUCAUCAACAGUGACCUUAUGGAUGGAGAUAUGAGCGACUUCAACUUUGACCCCAUUGUACCUGGUGGGCAAAAUUACCCUGGGCCGGCCACCACACAGAGCUCAUCUCACAACUGGGUUCCCAGCUAACUCUGCUAAGGACAGGAGUAGGUCAGCCCUUCAUCCCUAACCAAAUAAUGGAAUCUCACAUGGUGCAUUAAGUAAAAUGUCACCCCUUCAGUUUUUUUUUUUUUUUUUUUUUGCCUCCACAUUCGCCAUUGUACCUCAAAUCCAUGAACUGCUUUGGCUGAAUAUACAAACUUUGGCCAAUUUUUAAGAAUUUUUUUGGCUCACAAAAACAAACCUUACACAAGUGCCAAUAUACACAAGGAAGUCAGCUAUUAGACACCACACCAGACCCUGAAGAUGUCUACCCAGAAGAAGUAGUUGUUUUCUUUUCAGUGAUAUUGACUAGGAAAAAGGAGAAGCACAAAAACUACUAAACAAGCCGAUUACAGAAAUGCCUCUUACUAAUACCAAAGUAGUACAGGGCUGAGAUGGUACUUUCCUAGAUUUGAAGACAGAACUGAUUUGGCCAGCAGAAUCAAACUUUCCUGAUACUUGAGAAACUUUCUUCACUGGUCAACAACUAAAAACAGCAACAACAACAAUGAAUGGAGUUAAAAUCAUCAUGCAAUUUCAAAAUCAUUGAUCAUUUAGUUGGAACCUUCCAUAUGAACAUCUUCAGCAUUAAUCCCAGUUUGAAUGGGGACUGUCCCAGUGAGCCCAGAACAUGAAUAUUUGGACACUUAUACACGAGUCGCAUACUCUCAGUGGUACGAAGUGUGCCCAUAUUUUACAUUGGAGGCAAACUAUUUCGAGGUGGUUGAUAAUGAUUCUUGUCAUGAUGAUUAAUGCUUUUACUUUAGCAUUUAUGACUCUACUCAGGAAGGUGUUUGUUUUUUCCCCCUUUGUGUCCGAAAGAGUGGGGACUGAUCAUUUUGAGUGAGAAUUUGAUGAUUUGUUCUUAAAUUGUUAACAGUAUGAAGAAAUGUGAUUAUACACCGGGCAUUUUGAUUUGACCAUAGAACUGUAAAGCUCCAGGUUCUGUGGGUUUUUACCACUUUGCCAACUCUGUCAAAAUUGAACGGCAUUGUGUUGUUAUCAAUGUGCCCAUUUGCAGGAUACAAUAUUUGAAGGGUUUGUGUGUGUGUGUGUGUGUGUGAUGAUUUAAGUACUUACAAGUGCUUAAAUUCAGCAGAGAGAAAAACAAUCAAAAAAUGACGUUGAAUAAUUUCAUUCAAAGGGUGAAAGCGAUUGAGUGAUUCAACGUAAAAUGUGCCCUUAAUUAUAUAGAAUUGUGUACAGCUGCACAAAGGGCAAAACAUACUUUUCUCAGUGAUUGACUUUUUCUUAUAUAGUACUAACAAUCUUUUGUAUGAAUUUGUUAAACAGAAACGGAAAACAGUUUAAGGAUACUGACUAAUUUUAGUGUCGAAUUUUACAUUAGGGGCUGUAUCACAAAAAAAAAAAGAAGCAUUCAUACUAAUCAGAAAAAUCCCCUCUUAAAACUGCAGAAAUUAUUUUUAACGGUCAUUUUCUAUGUAAUCUUUUAUUUUUGUAAAAGAUGAGACGCAUGUAGAUUUUAUACAUAACCAAAGGAACACUAAGAAGAGCAGGUCAGAGUGGGAUGGCUUGAGAGGAAAGUAUUGCAGCUUUUAUUACACCAUGUUAACUUUAUGUCGAGUAAAUGGAUCGCAUGGGUGCAGUUAACAGUGUAACGCCUCGCAGAUUAGAAACUCGCCGAGCGAUCGCUACUAUAUUUGGAGUAAUUUUUAAAAAAAACGACAAAAAAAAAAAAGAACGUAAAAGAGGAUGAAAUGAUGAGCUCGAUCAUUUCUCCAGGAAAUUUAUAUUUUGUCAAACAGAAAGCCGAUGAUAACGAUGCAAUGUCUAACUCUCAGGGUUUAAUACAACAGUAGUAAUAUUAAGUAAAUAAGUAAUAUUGAUUAAAAACUUCCAGAUGGAAGCGGAAAGAUAAUCAUUGCUGAUUUUUUUU